CACUAUUUAAAAACACUGAUCACUUCUCUCAGCUCACAAACAAAGUUCUUGAGAGACACACAGACACACACACAGAGAGUUUUCUUACAGAGGAACAAAAAAAAAAAAAGACUGUUGGUUUUUUGGUAGGGUGUGAAAGAUGUCAAAGGAAGUUAGUGAAGAGGGGCAAGGCCGCAAGGACUACGUGGACCCACCACCGGCACCACUCAUCGACUAUGCAGAGAUCAAGCUAUGGUCUUUUUACAGAGCUCUCAUAGCUGAGUUCGUAGCCACCCUCCUCUUCCUCUACAUCACAGUAGCCACUGUUAUUGGGUACAAGAAAACUGCAGAUCCCUGUGGUGGUGUUGGUCUCUUGGGUAUUGCAUGGGCCUUUGGUGGCAUGAUCUUCAUCCUUGUCUACUGCACUGCUGGAAUCUCUGGUGGCCAUAUCAACCCGGCUGUGACGUUUGGGCUUUUCUUGGCUCGCAAGGUGUCCCUCAUUAGGGCUGUGUCUUACAUGAUUGCACAGUGCUUGGGAGCUAUCUGUGGUGUUGGGUUGGUUAAGGCUUUCAUGAAGUCCUUCUACGACGCUAAUGGUGGUGGUGCUAACCUUGUGGCUUCUGGUUACAACAAGGGCACAGCUUUGGGUGCUGAGAUCAUUGGCACCUUUGUACUUGUCUACACUGUUUUCUCAGCCACUGAUCCAAAGAGAAGCGCACGCGACUCACACGUGCCUGUUUUGGCUCCACUUCCUAUUGGGUUUGCUGUGUUCAUGGUACACUUGGCCACCAUCCCCAUCACUGGUACUGGUAUUAACCCAGCUAGGAGUUUUGGGGCUGCUGUGAUCUACAACAACGAAAAAGUUUGGGAUGAGCAUUGGAUCUUCUGGGUUGGUCCAUUUGUUGGAGCACUAGCAGCAGCAGCUUAUCACCAGUACAUAUUGAGAGCAGCUGCAAUUAAAGCUUUGGGAUCCUUCCGUAGCAACCCCACCAACUAGAGAGAGAAAACAAAACCCAUCUUGAAAGAAAAGAAAAAAAGAUGUUUAAUUAUGUUCUCAUUUCUCUUUUCCUCUUCCCCACUCUAUUUGUUUCUUUGUGUGUAAUGAGAGGAUGUGGAUGAUGAUGACUUUUUCUUGUUAAAUUGUUAAUUUCUUUUUUUAACUUUAAUCUUUUUGUUGGUAGCUUUGGAUCUGUAUUAUUGUUCAUGAUUAGUGAUGGUGUUGCUUCUUUUUAAA
Molecule: messenger RNA, 1213 nt
Organism: Quercus robur (English oak)
Lineage: Eukaryota; Viridiplantae; Streptophyta; Magnoliopsida; Fagales; Fagaceae
Product: probable aquaporin PIP2-8
Exons: 4
Coding region: 140-976 (278 amino acids)
Biological process (GO): transmembrane transport
Cellular component (GO): plasma membrane
Molecular function (GO): water channel activity
Source: RefSeq, a predicted model, not a curated record